Molecule: messenger RNA, 2603 nt
Organism: Solanum dulcamara
Lineage: Eukaryota; Viridiplantae; Streptophyta; Magnoliopsida; Solanales; Solanaceae
Product: SEC12-like protein 2
Exons: 11
Coding region: 1125-2300 (391 amino acids)
Biological process (GO): protein secretion
Cellular component (GO): endoplasmic reticulum membrane
Molecular function (GO): GTPase activator activity; protein binding; guanyl-nucleotide exchange factor activity
Source: RefSeq, a predicted model, not a curated record
UUUAAUGUACAAGUGUGUUAAAAUCCACAUCCUAUACUUAUAAAGGGAAUCUUCUGCCGUUGCUUCUUUUAUCUGGAUGUGGACAUUUAUGCUUUAUGAAUAUGACAUAAACGACGGCAUUCAACUGCAUAAUGCAUAUUAAUCUUUGGAGUGACUGGUUCUUCUUUGUUCUUUUAUAGACUAAUAACACUUUCAGCUCAUGUUUAACAGGUUUUCCAAAUAGUUAGAUCUAUUAGAGAUGAAGUUGAGUCAACAUCUGGUUUCACUCUGGGAAGUUCUAUUUUGCAUUAAUAAUGACCUAUGAGAAGGGUUCAGUUGAGCAACUUCAGUUCAAAUAUCUGUGUUUCCUUGUUAAAGCAGUUUUACAGAUCAAGUGUUUGACCUUCUUUUUGAUUUCCCAGCUACUGUUACCCACAGCUUUGCUUUGAAUUCCAUCUUUGCUCCUCUAUAUCUACUACGCAUGAAAACACAUAAACAAACCAGUCAUUACUCAUUACUGUUGGGCCCGUGCUGCCACGGGCACCACCUAUCUAGUAUAGAAAGGAGAGUUGAGCUCCCUUCUUAACUAGAGUUAGGGGUAUUUUUGUUUUUUCAUUUAUGUAUUGCAUAUACUUAAUGGUACAGUCAUGUUGUUGGAUGGUACUUUACUUUAAAUUCCCAAAAAUGCCCAGUUCUCCUUAAGAGGUACCAAAUCUGUCCUCAAUAUUAAUCAGCUGCUGCAAGGGCAUUUAGGUAUUUAACUUUUAUUUUUUGCUUAACAUAUUUGUACCUCCGGCAUAGAAAAUAAAUUAGGUUGAUUUAGUGUUAAAAAUUACCCUUUUAUCUGAGUAUAUUUCAAACUUCUCUAUAGUUAUUCGAACUUUUGUUCUUCCAAAAAGAGAUGACCUGUUAAUUUUUCUUCUUCCCUCUUUCUACAUUCACUGGCUCUCCUGCAAUUGCCACCCCUAAACCUUAACCCAAUUCUUUUUCUUCACUCUCAAAGUUUCUGUACAUCACUGAAGCAAAACCCCCAAAGUUCUCAUCUUUGUGACUUCAGUAAACGCUCUCACCAUUUGACUAAAGAAAACCAAAGCCCUUGGUGCACAUCUCAAUUUCUCGAUACACUGAGAUCAAAGUGACCUAAGAUGGCUGAUUCUGCCAAUUCCAAAAACUACAGCGUCCCAAUUUACGGUGCCGGUUGGGUUCCACCGAACGCCCUCAGAUCUGCCGUUGAACCGCCGGCCGAUGAUGAGAAGGAUGACGGCGACAAAUCAUCGUCUUUGGCACCGGAAAACUAUGUUGUCCUUGCCGGAGGCGGUGGGGAAGGGAAUAGCGGCAUUCGCAACGCUCUCAUUGUUGCUCAAUUCGAUUUUGAUUCUAAUGUGCUCUCUGAUGAACCCGUGGCUAGGGUAGGAACUGGCGCUGAUCUGCCUUAUAGGAUGGCAGUACAUCCAGGUGGAGAAGGUCUUAUUUGUUCAUUGCCAAAUAGCUGCAGAUGGUUUGACUGGGAUUUUCAAAGAGCUGAAAAUCGUUCAUUGGGUCUGAGAUCAUCUGAGAGAGUACUUGAGCCUUUGGAAGAUGUUGGACAACAAUUAGCGCUAACUUUUAACAAUGAAGGUUCUUUACUUGCUGUUGGCGGUGAGGAUGGCAAGUUGAGGGUUUACAAGUGGCCUAGCAUGAAAAAUAUUCUUGAUCAGGCUAAUGCUCAUGCUUCUGUGAAGGAUCUAGACUUCAGCCCUGACGGAAAAUUUCUUGCAUCUGUUGGAAGCGGCCCUUGCCGGAUUUGGGAUGUCUCAAAAUCAACUUCUGUAGCUUCUUUGAUGAAGGAAAAUGAUGAAAUUUUUGGCUAUUGUAGAUUCUCACCAAUUGACGAUGAGAAUCAAGUUCUAUACAUCACCACUAUGCGAGAUCAAGGUGGAAGUAUUUCGAAAUGGAGUACUACUACGUGGACGAGGAUAAAAUCAAAACGUGUUGUUCGUGACCCUAUUUGUGCCUUCAAUGUUUCAUCCAAUGGAAAGCUACUGGCAAUAGGAACAAUUGAGGGAGAUGUUCUGAUAGUGUCUUCCAACAAUUUUAAAGUGCAAAAUGUGAUAAAAAAGGCUCAUCUUGGUCUUGUAACAACAUUGAAGUUCUCAGAAGAUUCGAGGGCUUUGCUUUCUGCCUCCUUGGAUUCAAGAGUGAGAGUGACAAUUAUAAAGGAACAGAAGAAAAGUGGUCUGAGCUUGUGGAUCGUUAUACUUGUUCUUUUGAUUGCAAUUGCUGUAUAUUAUGCAGUAAGCAACGGGAUUCUUCCAUUGGAGCUAAACUCUAUAUUAAAAUGACAAGCUUUACCCCCCCCCCCCCCCCCAAAGUAUAAUUAUAGGUGCAACGGUAUCUGAAACAUUUUUGAAGGCUAUCUCUGGAACAGUAGGCUUGGAUUCGAGCUUAAGUUAAAAGACAUCUGGUGUUUUUAAUGUGCUUAAACUGUUAAGACACAGAGAAUUUACAUACCCCUACUUGUCCUCCAUUACAUUCUCACUGUACAAAACAAGUUGUGUAGGUUUAUCUCUUUCAAUGUGCAACUCUUUUUGGGAGAUUAAUUACUUAAAAUUGGAGGUUUUACCUCCAACCCCUCUUUUACCUUA